Molecule: messenger RNA, 564 nt
Organism: Porites evermanni
Lineage: Eukaryota; Metazoa; Cnidaria; Anthozoa; Scleractinia; Poritidae
Source: the annotation of a GenBank genome assembly
AUGCAACAUUUGGCACUGUUAAGUGUUGAACGCUUCGUCGCAAUAACAUAUCCUUACCAAUACCCCGAAAUCAUCACAAAGCGUCGCUUAAUUUCAAGCGCCAUCUUCGCUUGGUCCUUCGCCGCUUUGACUGCUGGGUUAUCUGUGAACAGUUUUUUCACUUUCAUAUAUCGAGGCUUCUUGAUGGUAGCCAGUAUUUCAAUUCUGGUCUUUAGCCAGAUUGCCGUGUAUCGAGAAGCUCGAGCUCAGAUGCGUAAAAUAAAAAGUCAGCAAGUCUCUAAGGAGGCCAGAGAAGUAUUUUUAAAGGAAAAGAAAGCUAUGAACACCACGACAAUCAUUAUUGGCGUUGUUCUGUUCUCAUUUCUACCUAUGAUGUUACUACGAAGUUUUUUUAUCUCUCUCUUGAGUUCACCCGCUACCAAAUUGGUUAAGGAAUACGCGUGCAGAUCGCUUAUGCUUUGUAACUCUGCUUGUAAUCCUGUAAUUUACUGCACCCGUAACAGGGAAUUCCGAAAAGCUUUCAAAAGACUAUUACGUAGGCGAAGUCAGAUAGGACCAACUUGA